UGUAAGUAAGCAAGCCGAAAGCUAACGCAACUGCAGCAAAAACAUUAAAAACACGUUCACGGAGCAACCAGCCGAGGCUCUGGACGCUGCGACAGUCCAGCGAUAAAUGCGAACCACUUCUGAGGUCGGUCAGCUCACGAGUGCCAGCAACCACACAAAAAAGUGAGAGUAAAUUGAUACGAGUUCUCUCUCGAAGCAGCAGCAGCAGCAGUUGCUGCCGAAUCGAGGAAAGAAAGUAAACAAGACGAGUUCGUGCGAUUAUCUAAUCGAAUGUCGGAGGCACAGAUUAAUGGCCAGGCGCUCUCUAUUCCAACAUCGAGGAGGAGAAAACCGAAGCACUGAUAUAAAAACCAAAAACCAAAAACAAGAAAGCAACAACAACAUUUCGAUCGACCCAUUGUGAACUCUUUUCAUAUUCCAUAACAUUUAUGUAGAUCUGUCGCAUUGCUAAUUUAGAAAGCGCCCCGAACUGCAUAACAUUGCCUGGGCCGGAUUGUGACAAACAAUUUGCAGCUACUAUUGCUAUAUCUAAACAAAACACCAUCAUCAACAUCAGCGUCAACGAUAUCAACAUUUUGGGGGAGUUGGGGAUUGCAGCCUGCAUCUGGCUUUCUCUGAGGCGUGUCUCCGGCUCAGUCGUGUGUCUGUGUCGCUGUCGUGAACUUCGGCUAUAGUUUCAGUUUCAGCUGCCACUUGAAGCUUAACAAACCAAAUUCCGCGCAAUGAAAAUGCUACGUUUAACGCUAUUAUUCACCGUGCUCGUUACGUUUUUGGCUAGUGUCGAUUCCGGUAACAAUACGCCACAAAAUGUGCACGUGCCACACAUCGUCACCGUUCGCAAUGUGCCACGAAGUUUGAACAGCAGCAUUGGCAGCAGCGGCAGCAGCAGCAGCACAGUCAUCAGACGAGGAAAUGUUCCAGUUGCAGCCACAGCUGAGCAACAGAAGGAGGCAGCUGCCACAAAUGGCCGCGAUAAAAGAGGCACCAACAACAACAACAGUGCAAACAAUCACUUUCAAUUGGAUCAAAGCGAGUUGGCGCGCCAGAAUCAGAUAACGCAACAGAUAUUUGCCAAUUUUCUGGAGCGUCGCUUGUUUCCCAAUCGCACCGUCAGCCAGAAGGCACCCACCAUCGCUGAUAUAUUGCCCAAGCCAAAGCCCGCCACGGGUCGUCGUCCACAUCCCCGGGGCUUCUCCGCCAGCAGCGAUGGCUUCAAGAGGAGCGGCGGCGGAGCGCAACGGAAUCGUUUGGCAGCUGCAGCUGCAAAGCGAACAACGGCGACGAGCUCGGAUCGGGCGCGUGUUCGCUAUGAGGAUGAGCAGGAGGAUGAUGAUCUGACGGAUCAGCAGUUGCAGGCAAACAGUAAUCCACAGGAUGAAUUCGAUGAGGAUGUGCAAGAGUCGCUGCAGAGUGUUGAAUCCGAGCAACACGAUCAAUACUAUGGCAACAUAUUUCAUCGUGAUCCCAGUGAGAACGAAAUCGAUAGCGACUGCCCCAACUGCGUGGACGAGUCACAGUACACGCCGAAUAAGUGGACGAUGCCGCUGCUGAAGCUGGGCGAGAAGCGCUACUACCUCGGCAUCUUCUUCAAGGCGAAUUGGUUCAAAGCCACGCAAUAUUGUCGCUACCAUGGUAUGCACUUGGCUAGCAUUUCAUCACAGGAAGAGAACGAUAGACUGGAGAAACACAUACGCGACUUUGGCCUGGGCCACGAGCAUUUCUGGAUUUCGGGCACAGAUUUGGCCGAUGAGGGAAAUUACUUUUGGAUGGCCACCGGACGACCAAUCACGUUCACCAACUGGAAUGCUGGCGAGCCCAACAAUUUCCGCUACGAGAACGGUGAGGAGGAGAACUGUCUGGAGCUGUGGAAUCGCGAUGGCAAAGGACUCAAAUGGAACGAUUCACCCUGCAGCUUCGAGACAUACUUUGUCUGCGAGGUGCAGCCCGUCUGAAGAAGUUAAACCCGCCCCCCCAUUAAAUAUGUAGAUAUAUUCGAGAUAUAGGAUAUAUAUCAGGCAUAUGCGACAUUGCGGCACACACACAAAGAAAAAAUAGUAGUUUAGCAUU
Molecule: messenger RNA, 2067 nt
Organism: Drosophila grimshawi
Lineage: Eukaryota; Metazoa; Arthropoda; Insecta; Diptera; Drosophilidae
Gene: tfc
Product: C-type lectin 37Db
Exons: 5
Coding region: 723-1952 (409 amino acids)
Biological process (GO): biological process involved in interspecies interaction between organisms
Cellular component (GO): external side of plasma membrane
Molecular function (GO): carbohydrate binding
Source: RefSeq, a predicted model, not a curated record